Molecule: messenger RNA, 1458 nt
Organism: Trematosphaeria pertusa
Lineage: Eukaryota; Fungi; Ascomycota; Dothideomycetes; Pleosporales; Trematosphaeriaceae
Exons: 2
Source: RefSeq, a predicted model, not a curated record
AUGGCGUCCUACGACCUCUCAGCCAUCCUCAAUGCUCUCCAAGGCUACCAAAGUCAAAGCCGUCCAAGACGACAACCAAACAACCGCUCCGUCAAGCAAUACCUCCUCAACAAAGGCGUCCCCGAACGCAUCGCAUGGCUGACCUCAAUGAAUGAGUUCUGCUACUGGACCGAGAAAGAGUUGGAUGAAACCUUUGAUGCCUUGGAUCUUCCUGCCGGCGUUCCGCUAAACCAGCUGAUCUCCUUCACGCCCCAGACCGGCAGCCAAGGCUCCACAGCGGAGUUCGUGAAACCUACCCAAGAAGACAUCCAACGCUCAGUAGACUGCCUAGGCGCGCUAUGUGUUGACAGGAACGGGAGUUUCUGCAUCAAUCCAACAGACGGCUUCGCAGCUCUCUCGCACGUCUGGUCGCAAGGCCUCGGCGCCGACGACGACAAUCGUGGUCUGCACAAGAGCCUGUUGGAUCAGGUAUUCGACAAGGUAGAAUCUCUAGGGAUCCGCUGGAUAUGGACGGACAGCCUAGCGAUUCCGGGCGGAAAACGCGCGCUCAACCUGCUUGAGGAAGAGCUCAAGGGUGCGCUGAUCAAUGCCAUGGCCGAUAUAUACAGGCAGGCGCAGUAUGUUGUGAUAUUCGAUGCCCUGUGCUUGAGAUUGAACAGCACGGAGCCCGUGAAGGUGGCUGCUGUGACGAGCCUUGGUACAUGGAUGACUCGCAUGUGGACAUAUCAAGAAAUCAAGCUCGCCACCAACGCCAUCGUAGCCACAAAAACUGGCUUCGUCCCCUUCUCUAGCCUCACGCAAACCCUCAAGAGCCACGCCCUGCAAGAAGUCGGCGAAGACUACACAGCCGACACCCCCGGCAAGUACCCUAGUCUAGCAAAGACCUUCCUCCGACUGCAACGCAACGACGAGCUGGGCAUCUCUCUCCCUGACGCCGCCAUCGGCUGCGGGUACCGCGAAGCCUGGGAUCGACUGGACUAUGCCCGCGCGCUGUUUCCAACUUUCAAUAUUGAAUGGCGAACCAAUUACGACGUCGGGCAAGCAAUGGAAAAGCUGUACACGAGCCAGAAGUAUAAUGCGAUGCGGCUCGCGCUGUUCCAUGGACCGCCGCGAGCUUCGAUUCCGGGGUGGGCGCCUGCAGUUUUCAAUGGCCUUGUUGAUUGUAAGAUCAUCGAAGCUGGGACGUGGAAGCACCGUGGUAUGCAACGGUCGUGGCAUACUACGAAGGUCAAGGCGAUAGUACCGAGCAAAACUGGAACCUUAGUUCUCGCGCUGGAGAGUGACUUCGCUGAUCGAGCGUUGUCGGUUGGAUUUGUUAGCGAGGAGACCCAGAAGCAGAGUCCGCACAGCGUUGAACUGUUCAGAAAAGCGGUGGCGGAAGGGGAGGCAUAUCUCCUUGCAGACGAACCGCUGGUGCCGAAGCGACAUUUUUCACGGGUCGCGCUGCUUGUUCAGCAG